AUGGGCUACACACACUACUACAAAGUCGAGGACUGGUCUGCCAAUGAAUGGCAAACCACUUGGCCACAGCUCAUCCAAGACACCACCUCCAUCAUUGAAGCCGUGCCAGCUAUCCCCCUCUCCGGCCCCGCCAUGGUGACUUUUCAAGAAGGAAGGGACAUCCCCAAUCCGCCCACCGUGGAUGUCGACGAGGGAAUCUGUAUCAAUGGUGUCGAGGAAGACUCGUACGAAGAUUUCAUCCUGAAAGAGAGCGAGCCAGAUGGCUUCUGCAAGACUGGCAGACGUGCAUAUGAUCUGGUGGUUACUUGCGUAUUGCUGAGAGCGUACCGGUUAGCUCCGAAUACGUUCCAUUUAAGUUCUGAUGGGUGCUGGAAUUUGGAGGAGGAAUGGGUUCCCGCACGAGCAUUAUAUCAUGACAUCUGGCCAAAUGAGCCUGACGACAAACCCCCGGAGCUUUACGAGAGUAGAGAUGAGACCGAAAACGAAUAG
Talaromyces marneffei is the source of this 489-nucleotide messenger RNA. RefSeq lists its product as uncharacterized. Bases 1 to 489 code for a protein of 162 amino acids. The record is from RefSeq and is a predicted model, not a curated record. The transcript has 3 exons. Lineage: Eukaryota; Fungi; Ascomycota; Eurotiomycetes; Eurotiales; Trichocomaceae.